This is a messenger RNA of Rosa chinensis, 1079 nucleotides long. Its product is annotated as tropinone reductase homolog. NCBI's taxonomy places the organism in Eukaryota, Viridiplantae, Streptophyta, Magnoliopsida, Rosales, Rosaceae. Bases 94 to 882 code for a protein of 262 amino acids. Gene Ontology annotation, molecular function: oxidoreductase activity. The record is from RefSeq and is a predicted model, not a curated record. The transcript has 4 exons.
ACCAAUCAUCUUGUUAUAAUUGAUUCUGCUCAAUCUGUCAUACUUGGUUUUUGGCCUGUUAAAAUCUUCAAGUUGCAGAAGCAGAAGCAAAACAUGGCUGGGAAAGGUUUCAGCAGUGAAAGAUGGUCUCUAAAAGGCAAGACCGCCCUCGUCACUGGUGGAACGAAAGGCAUCGGGUUUGCAAUUGUGGAGGAGCUAGCGGGACUUGGCGCAACUGUACAUACCUGUGCUCGUAACGAAGCCCUGCUUAAUGAGAGGAUUCAAGAAUGGGAGAGUAAGGGAUUUAAAGUGAGUAGUUCAGUUUGUGACCUGACCUCUAAAUCCCAAAGGGAGGAGCUGUUGGAGACUGUCUCCUCUGUUUUCGAUGGAAAGCUUAACAUCCUUGUAAAUAAUGCAGCAACUGUCACACUCAGAACUACUACAGACUAUUCUUUGGAAGAUUUUUCAAGCAUGAUGAGUACCAAUGUCGAAUCUCCUUACCACCUUUGUCAACUUGCACAUCCUCUCUUGAAGGCCUCAGGCAAUGGAAGUAUUGUAUUCAUCGCCUCCAUCGCUGGUAUAAAAGCUUUGCCUAGACUAUCUGCCUACGCAGCAACAAAAAGCGCUGUCAUCCAGAUUUCAAAGAAUUUGGCUUGUGAAUGGGCACAGGAUAGUAUUCGGGCAAACACUGUAGCACCAUGGGCUGUCAAUACCGGGGCUAAACCUGAUAAUGAUGAGCAUUCUGCUGACUUUAGACGCUUAAUAGGUCGAACUCCCAUCCGUCGCGUUGCGGAGCCUAAUGAAAUUUCAUCCUUGGUGACUUUCCUCUGCCUUCCUGCUGCUUCAUACAUCACUGGACAAGUUGUUAGUAUUGAUGGAGGAUUUACAGUUAGCGGUUUCUAGUAUACUCAAAACUCAAAAUACAGGUUGCCAAAUCAACAACCUGUGUACUCCCUAGUUUGUUUAUAGUUCCAUAUUUCUUGGUCAAUAAGGUUUGUGCAAACAGUAAAAAGAAAAAAGAAAAAAUUGCUGUCCGCGGACAAGUCCUUGUAAUUUUGUGUGUACUAUAUAAAAAUAAGUUUUGGAUUUGUUUUUGCUCA